Messenger RNA from Paraphaeosphaeria sporulosa, 1051 nucleotides. RefSeq lists its product as uncharacterized. Lineage: Eukaryota; Fungi; Ascomycota; Dothideomycetes; Pleosporales; Didymosphaeriaceae. The transcript has a single exon. Bases 419 to 1051 code for a protein of 210 amino acids. The record is from RefSeq and is a predicted model, not a curated record.
UAGGUUGGUGAUCAAGUGUUGCAGGGCGCAAAGCGCAAGAAGAGUAAGUAUGGUGGGUAGUUGUCUAGCACUCGUCCAUAAGGAGGAGUAGCACGCAACGUGGGUUUGGGGAAGGUGGGUCCCCGGACCGAUCUGAUCAGCGCUGUCUAAUAAUGCUACGGUACGGCAGCCGGGCGCAAUUACGGUGCUUUCACAAGCACUGUACUGGAAGAGAGCCGAGAUGUCCUGACGCAGGCACGACCAUGUAGUGGCCGGUAGGAUGCAGGAUGGGGCCGUACGGCAUUGGGCGCGUCCACGGCGGGCAUGCACAGCGGUGAGUGGUGGACCAUAGGCUCACACGGUGCACACGAGUGGAAAAGGCGGUCCAGCUAGAUCCUCGAAACGGGAAUGGGCCUAGGAAAAACGGCGUAGAGAGGCCAUGGCAGUGCGGCGAAUUCCAGGUGCGUGGGUAUCGGCGAGUCUACGAGAGAGUCGAGGGCAUGGCAGAGGGAGGGGAGAAAGGUGGAAUUUGAAAAUGGAUGGAGAGUGGCCGGCAGCUGGUGAGGUCAGAGGGAAAGAUCGGCAGCGACGCCGGAGCCCUGACGACGGGCUGGCGCAAGGCAGGCGUAGCAGGGAACCUCGCCUGGCACACAGUUCGGCGAGACUUCGUCGAGGUUCUGGCAGCACACGGCGCGGUCACAGGCGGAAAAGCCCUAAAGGCACCGUGAUUCCUGCUGAGUGGCCGGCGCGAAGCCUGCGAGCUCCAAAACUAGCGAGCGCUGUAGAUCGAGACAAAGGGACGCGAUCGGUUCGCAGGCACGUAGCGCGAUGCAGGGCCCCAGCCAACAGCGCGCUUCGGGAAUGGCUGCACGCCGGCGUGCUUGUGCCGGGUGUUUUGCCAUCAGGCCAGCAAAACGGCAGCCAGCCCCUCAGACUUGGCGACUGGCUUUUGCUGGCGUGCUGGCGGAAAUUCGAGAGAUCCGGAGACCAUGGUGCGCGAUGCCCAAGGGUCUUCCGAAGGCGGGAGAAGCCCGACGCGCAGGUGCUCGAGGGAAAAAACCCAAAACGCUAG